Molecule: messenger RNA, 1162 nt
Organism: Glossina fuscipes
Lineage: Eukaryota; Metazoa; Arthropoda; Insecta; Diptera; Glossinidae
Exons: 2
Coding region: 18-332 (104 amino acids)
Source: RefSeq, a predicted model, not a curated record
AAAAUUCUUUUUCAGUCAUGCAGCAUGUACGCGACUGCGGGGCGCAAUUGUUUAUCAUAAGUCGAAAAGGUGGAACUUUAUUGGCUAUAAAUGAUUUCAUAUAUCGUUCCAAUUUAAAACGAUUCGGUCCUUUAGGUGACAAAGUCUAUUGGGAGUGCAUACACAACCGUUCCAAGAAAUGUCGCAGUCGUCUCAAAACAAUUGGUGAUGAUUUAUACGUAACAAACGAUGUUCAUAACCAUGCUGGCGAUCGUCAAAGGAUUGAACUGGCUCGCAGGUCGGGUAUGUUAAUCUAUAAAAAAUUUAGUGCUAUCGGUAUAUUAACUCAUUAAUUUAAUAAAUUGUUUUUAUUCACAAAGACAAUUUUUUGUAGAGUAUUAUGUAUAUAUUAAAACCAUUUGGAAUGUAUUGGCCUCAAACUUGGGAAAGGUAUUGAAAAUAAAAAAAUUCUUUGCCGAAGAAGAAUAAGAUGGAAAGAAACCAAUGAGAUAAAAUGCUACACCCUACAAAAUAAUAGACAAAGAAUUAAAUUAUUUGUAAUAUCUGAUUGAAUAGUAAGGAUGGUAAGGUUCUCUUGUCAUGUUGCAAUGAACUUGGAAAAACUGAACUAUUUAUCACAAAGACCCUACCGUAUCGUUAACGAUUUUAUAAAUGGUCAAAUGGGAGAUAGCCGCAGUUGGAACACAGUGAGACAUCUAACAACUUUGUAUCGGUUUUCCAUCGCAUUGGCUUUUCAAUUAUUAAAUCACUUUUGUCGUGUGAGAAAGAAGCAAGGGGAGAGAGUACAAGUCUACCUAAGAAGCAUUUUUUGUUUUGUUCAUCGGAUUCUUAAAUAUAUUUUCGUUUAAGCGUGAGAGCGUUUGUGAAAACCCCUUUGCAAUUAUCGUCUAGUAGAAUGCAUCCAUUCUUAAAACUUUGAUGUUUAAAUCUAAUAUUCUUUUUCCACAUAUAUAUGAUAUCUUUUCCCAUAAAGACGAUGCGUAGAGAAGAUUAUAUCUAUGGGUAAAACAAUUGGCUUAUCAUGGUUAAUAAGAAAUGUCAAUUAUUUACUACACAAUAUACAAAGGAUUAAAGGAUUUUAAUAUUACGAAUAAUAUUAAAAUUUGCAUUCUCAUUUGUGUAUAGAGGAAGGAUACCAGUCAAAUAUGUGAAGAAGUCGCAA